This is a messenger RNA of Protopolystoma xenopodis, 330 nucleotides long. The record is from the annotation of a GenBank genome assembly. NCBI's taxonomy places the organism in Eukaryota, Metazoa, Platyhelminthes, Monogenea, Polystomatidea, Polystomatidae.
AUGCACUUUUCGAGCAAGCUCGCGAACAAAUGUUGCAGCCUCCCUUUAUGCGUACGACACAAUCGGAUGGCUGUUAUCGGCAAAUCAGUGCACUGCAAGACAUCUGAUCCGGUUUCGUUGCCUGUGAUCCGCCCGUCGGUACAGACUGGCUGUUGUAUGGUCGAGCUGACCCUGGCGACUGGAAACAAGACGGAGCAGCAAACGAGCAACCUUGUCCAGCAACAAUCAGCAUACAGGCCUAGCUCGAAUCCAAAUCAGCCUGUUCCGCGUGCCCAUUAUGCAUCGGGAGUUGGUCUUCUAGACGGGAUUUUAUUUUCGGAUCUUAGUUGA